CUGGCGGCACAAGGAGCUUUCAUCAGCAGAACAGAUACUAAGGGGUCAGAAACAGAAGGGAAAUCUUGAAGAGACACUGGGAGAGGGCAGGAAAAGAGUGAAUCAAUUUUCAGGAGUUCUAUUGCUCUCCUCUCUUCCAUUCUUUCUGGAAAUGAAUGUUUUCUGUCUCUCUCUUUCUCAGCCAUUCUCCCAGUCUCUCUAUCUCCCUCUUUGGCUUCACUGGGGCCAGCGAUUAGUAUUUGCCCCCCUCACUCCCUGCCGUUGAGGUCAAACCAAGAGAGGAGAAAACAAUCACACAGCACCUACCAGACUGACUGAGAGCGAGAGAGAGAGCAUGAGACAGACCGAGAGAAAGCGGUAGGGAACAUCUUAAUUUUGGAUGAGAAUGGUGUAAACUGAGUGAUGAUCUCAGAUAAUCAUACAGCUGGGGUGUACACCAGAGACAGAGAGAGAAAAGUAAACUAGUCAGGAAGAGAGGCAGAGAGCGGAGACAGAGGAAGGAGGGAACAACUGGGAGUUGUUAAGUGAUUGAGCGGAGCUGUCAGAACCAGGGCUCAGAAAAACACGUUUGUAUUUAAUUGUUAACACGCUCCUGCUGGUUUUAAUGAGUAGUUCACUUCUAGUUAGUGAAUCCUUCUGGAAUUUUCCAAGGCUGGAUUAAUGUGCCCACUGGGGAGUUGGGCAGGUACAGGCACCAAUUACAGAGCAGGAGGGAAGUCCCUGGGUAGUUAAUGUGACAACAGGCUCCAGCAGCUGAAGCACUGAGCGUCGCACCGCGGAACAACGCCCGCAAAUGAUGCUGGCGUUGAGAAAUACAGUGAUCAGAGAGGGUCAGACUCGCAGCUGUGGGUGAGCCAUUGCUGAGGAAGACAGCCAGACGGCCAACACAUCACCAUGGACACCUAGUCCCUGCGUUCCUGAUCAGGGGCAACGCACAGGCGACACCGUCUGUCUGUGGAGUCAGGGGGACAGUCAGCAUUAAAUUGACUGGAGGAGUCACCAGGAGGAAGGUUCAACCAUGGAGCAUCUAACGGAGGACAACUGGAGAGAGAUAGCAGGGAAGAAGAUGAAAUUCCCACCCACUCUGAUUGGAGCCAUCUACGAUGGGAACUUGGCCAAACUUUAUAAGUUGCUGCAGACGAGUGAUGGUCUCCUGAGGCAGCUCGAUGAUGCAGAAGACCGAUCUUGGAGAGAGGCUCUCAACCUGGCCAUCCGCAUGGGCAAUGAGGAAAUUAUCAUCAACCUCCUGCGGCUGGUCAAGUUCGACUUCCGGCAGAUCCAUGAGGCACUGCUGGUGGCCGUGGACAUGAACCUCAUCAAUGUGGUCAAGCUCCUGCUGGAGAGGCUGGACCAGCAGAAAGGAGUCAGUCACAACAAGGUAGACAUCAUGUCCUUCUCCCUGGCCUUGUUCGACCACUCCAUUGACAGCUCCCGAUUCGCGCCUGGGGUCACCCCGUUGACCCUGGCUUGCCAGAAGAAUCUGUUUGAUAUCGUGGACCUGCUGAUGAAGAAGGGCCAUGUCAUUCCGAUCCCCCACAAGAUCUCCUGUGCCUGCCCAGAGUGUCUCAACGCCCGGCAGUAUGACAUGCUCAAGUUCUCGCUGUCUCGCAUUAACACCUACAAAGGUCUGGCCAGCAGGCCCUACCUCUCCAUCGCCAAUGAUGAUGCCAUGUUGAGUGCCUUCAAGCUGAGCCGGGAGCUCAAACAACUGUCCAAGAAAGAGCCCGAGUUUAAGCCGGAAUAUCUAAGCCUGGAGGAACUCUGUCAGGACAUGGCAGUGGAGCUGCUUGGAAUGUGCCGGAAUCAGAGUGAAGUGAAUGCUGUGCUGAAUGAUUGUGGUGAUGAAAGUGUGGAAGAUACGGAUAACCAAGCCUUUGAAGAAGGGAUCCCCAACCUGGGCAGACUGCGCCUUGCUGUCAACUACAAUCAGAAGAGAUUCGUGGCACACCCGAUUUGCCAGCAAGUGCUCACCUCGAUCUGGUGUGGGAAGCUCACCUGGUGGAGAGGCAGCAAGACCAUUUCGUUGGUGUUCGUCUCAUUGGGGAUGUUCCUCACCAUGCCCUUGCUAUGUCUGUUCUACUGGAUUGCCCCAAAAUCCAAGCUUGGACAGAUUGUUCGCACUCCUGUUAUCAAGUUCCUCCUUCACUCCUCAUCCUACAUCUGGUUCCUGGUCCUGCUCCUGGUGGAAUCAAUAAUUGCACAGCAAUUCCGGGAUGUCUCCACGUCCAGGAACCAACCAAUCUACGUCAACUCCAUCCAUAUGGUUUGGGUGGUGGGGUUUUUCUGGUACGAGUGUAAAGAGGUUUGGAUUGAGGGAUUGCGCAGUUACCUGCUCGACUGGUGGAACUUCCUGGAUAUUGUCAUUCUCAGCAUGUACCUGGCAUCAUUUGCCCUCCGGAUAGUGGUCUACCUGAGCGGCAAGCUCUACUGUUUGGCAGACAGUGCAUCGUACUACUGCUUCUACUUCACAGACGCAGACAGGCAUGAAUGGAGACAGGAGGACCCCCAGAUGGUGGCAGAGGUGCUGUUCGCAAUCACCAGUAUGCUGAGCUUAGCCAGGCUGACAUCCAUCCUACCAGCUCACGAAACCCUCGGAACACUCCAGAUUUCCAUCGGGAGGAUGAUUGAUGACAUGAUGAGGUUUAUGUUUUUACUGAUGAUCAUCUUGACUGCCUUCCUGUGUGGAAUCAAUAACAUUUAUGUCCAUUACAUCGAUCUGGAUCGACUUGGAAAUUUUAAUGGAACGCUCCAAUUCCUCUUCUGGACCAUGUUUGGGAUGGAGGAACCAACUUCAGUGGAUCUGACAGAGUUUGUGGUGGCAGAGUUUGUAGGACGGAUCCUGUAUGGGAUUUUCACAAUCAUCAUGGUCAUAGUGCUGCUCAACAUGUUAGUCGCUAUGAUCACAAACUCCUUUCAGAAGAUUGAGGAUGAUGCUGAUGUCGAGUGGAAGUUUGCUCGAUCCAAGCUGUACCUUUGCUAUUUCCGGGAAGGCCUCACUCUGCCUGUUCCAUUCAACAUCAUCCCAACCCCCAAGUCCUUCUUCUACAUGAUCAGGUGGUUUUUCCGGAAGCUGUGUUGUGUGAGCUCCAAGAAAGAUGAUUAUCCUCCACUACCAACAUCAAUUGCUAACACAGCCGUGGGCGGUGACAGCUGUCAGUCUGGGAGCAGGGUCUCCUAUCGAUUACAGGUGAUAAAGACCUUGGUACAGCGAUACAUCGAAACAUCGCGACAAGAAUUUGCAGAGAAACAACGGAAAGACCUUGGGAACCGUAUCACAGAUUUGGGGAAGUUUGUGGGCCGUUUGCAGUCAGAGAUUAAGCGCCUACGGUACAGCAUGGGCGCUGCGGGCACAACUGCUGCCAAAUCAGGAGAUGCCUCUGCCGUCCUGGGCAAAUACAUCCUGGGCGCACGCAACCGAUUCCAGGAGACGGACCAGGACUCCGAAUCCGGCUCACCCCGGGCCUCCUUCAAAGCCACGGUCCACCAGAACUCCGAAGACACAGUCCCUGGCAAAGCUGCCAACAAGGACGAGGAGGAACCUGAAGAGUGCCCACCUUACCCCUGCAAGGAAGACAGCACCAGCACUGCUCCAGACUCUACACCAGGAACUGAUAAGGGGUCACCCACAGAGAAGGGCGUGGGACCUUCCAAGAAGACAGAAGAGGAGAAAGAAUGAGACAUCGUCACUUCUAUAGAAUGACUCAGGAUCGGGAACGUGCACGCUCCUGCCGAAUUUAUCAGGACUUUUAGCAUGCAAUCUGCCUCAGUGCAGUGUCACUGAACCAUCGCUCAGCUCAUUGCUAUUCUCUCUGUGUCAAGAAGGCAGCAAAGUGCCUUUGAUGCUCCCUCACUCUCUCAUCCUUUAUCAAAAAGCAGAGUACUGUGGAUGCUGGUAAUCUGAAACAAAGAGAAAUCACUCUGAAGAGACUCACCAAGUCUGGCAGAAUCCAGGGAGAAAGGCAAUCAGAGUUAACAUUUUGGACUAAGACAGGAAUAAUUUGUGAUGUAACCAUUUAGGGACAACAUGCCUGGGACAAGAGGAAUAAGGUGAAUGGCAACUCAUGUUGACUAAUAGAAGAGUUGUUCUUAAUCAUCACACCUUCAUUAUUCCAUCUCUCCUAACCACACCCUAUCACAGACCUUUCUUUUGUCAUUGAUCCAAACCCAUUCCAUCUCCGACUUUUCCAAGUUCUGAGGGACAUUCACAGACUCGAAACAUUAACUUUGUUUCUCUCUUCACAGAUGCUGCCAGACCUGCUGAGUUUCUCCAGUGCUUAUCCUGUUUUGUCUCUGUUUUUUAAGGCUAGUUUUUAGUGAUUGAAUCAUUAGAAAGGAAUGAUGCCAAGAUGCAAUAUAUUUGGGUGCGUUUGUUCUUGUGACUAAGGCAUUGGCUUCAACUUGGGACAAAUAGCAGAGAAAUCUGGCUACAAAACCAAAAUCUGAGGGUAGAGCACCAUUAAAGUCGCUGCCAAUACAUGUAGGGGGUCAAAAGAAUGUGGAAGAUGGAAGAACGAGAUAUGUAGUCACUGAGGAAGGACAUAGUGAACGGGAUAGUGGAGUAAAAUGAUGGAUAUAGGUUACACCACUGUUUACACUUAGCGACACAGGUUGGUAAGACGAUUGUAUUUAAUGGAGUUAAAAAGAACGGGAAUUGUGGCAGGUUUGUAUUGUCCAUAUUUGAACUCUCUUGCUACUGCCCUGAUGUAGCCUCCCUAUUAUCGAAAGGACAGAGAGGUUUUGUGAUAAGACUUCAGUGAUGAUUUUGGCACAACAAAAGGUUUUAGCAAUUAUCAAACAGUCUGGGUUUCUUUCUCUGGAAGUGGGAAGUCUGAGGGUGAUGGAAGGGGUCUUUAAAAUGAAGAAAGGUUUUGAUCAGUUCAAUGGAGAAAAGAUCUUUCUGCCUGUGGUAAGACUGGUACCAGGGUCCAUCAAUAUAAGACAGUCUCAAAUAAAUCCAAACAAAAUACAGGAGAAAAUUCCUCACCCAGAGAGUGGACUGAACGUGGGCCUUGCUCCCAUAGGGAGUGAUUGAGGUAAAUCUCACUGAUUCAUUUACAGGGACAUUGUGUGGGUGCAUAAUGAAGAAAGGACUAUCAAGAUAUGGUGAUGACAUGAGAGGAAAUGGAGAUGAAGGCGGAGUCCGGUGGGCAGCAGAAACAAAAGCACAGAGAAGAUGGGCUGAAUGGCCUGUCGUGUCCUGUUGACUUAAUGAGAAGGGUAUUGGCUUAGACAAUGGGAAUGAUACCAACCCUUGAUUUCUGGGACCCGUUAUUCCAAUAGGGCCCAGGAGGAGGAGAUGAGUAUCUCAUCUGUGACUCAUGAAAUAAUUUUGAGAUGUUAUAAACUCAGAUCCAAACCCUCUCUAAUCUGGAAUUAAAUUUAAAAACUUACAGUGAACAAGGUAGUGUAGAUGGAGCUUGAAUCUGCAUCUAACUCUGUACCAUCAUGUGCUGGGAGUGUUUGAUGGGGGACAGUGCAAAGAAAGCCUUACUCUGUAUCUAACCCUGUGCUGUCCCUGUCCUGGGAGAGUUUGACGGGGAAUAGUGUAGAGGGAGCUUUACUCUGUGUCUAACCCUGUGCUGUACAUGUGCUGGGAGUGCUUUAUGGGGGACAGGAUAGAGGGAACUUUACUCUACGUUUAACCUGUGCUGUCCCUGCCCUGGGGGUGUUGGAUGCAGGACAGUGCAGAAGGAGCUUUCCUCUGAUUGUGAUCCCAGAGUGCAGUGCUGACUGAGGGCAGGUGCAUGUUGGGAUGCUCAGUGAGUCGGAGUGAGCAGGACACUGAGCAGUGCAAGCCCUGAGGGGUGGGGAAACAGGUUGGAGGGGCAUUUGCAGUAUUAAACGGUGAACACCUCAGUGAUUGAUGCAUGAAGUGAGAUGGGAUAGAAGCUCAUUGUAACCGCGCUGGAAUUAAAGAGCCACAAACUCUGAAACUGUC
Stegostoma tigrinum is the source of this 5938-nucleotide messenger RNA. RefSeq names its product transient receptor potential cation channel subfamily C member 2b (gene trpc2b). Bases 1019 to 3676 code for a protein of 885 amino acids. Gene Ontology annotation, cellular component: cation channel complex; membrane. The transcript has 13 exons. The record is from RefSeq and is a predicted model, not a curated record. Lineage: Eukaryota; Metazoa; Chordata; Chondrichthyes; Orectolobiformes; Stegostomatidae. Gene Ontology annotation, molecular function: store-operated calcium channel activity; inositol 1,4,5 trisphosphate binding. Gene Ontology annotation, biological process: regulation of cytosolic calcium ion concentration; calcium ion transmembrane transport; manganese ion transport.